AACAUGGAGAUCAUUCUUUAGAUCCUCUUACCAAAAAAUUUGGUCUUACUCAUCGAAUAUUAACAGAGCCAAUGUUGGCUGAUAUAGAAUUCUGGACAACAAACGGGAAUCUUACUGAACAAAAUGUUAAUUGUAAAACUGCAACACUGAUUAAUUACCUUAUUGAGCAUAAAUCUAAGGAUAUUCGAUGGACUAUAAAUUGGUAUGUUGAUCCAGCAACAAACUCUUUAGUAUCACUAUUUUGGAUGAUGCCAGAACAAUAUGAACUUUACUUACAAUAUAUUGAGCAAAUGUUAAUGAAUAAUGAAACAUUAGAGAGCUUUGAAUGGGUAUUUGAUUCUCUUAUUAAAGGAACCAAUAUCUUUCUCUCAGUUAUUAUAACUGACAAUGAUUUGGCAAUCACAAAUAUAAUGUCUGAUACCUACCAUAUACAUUGUAUAUACCAUAUCGGACAGAAUUUAUUAAAGAAUCUAAAGUCUAAAUUGGGAUCAGAAUAUAAUGACUUCAUUAAAGCUUGGUACAAAAUGAGAAAUACUAUAUCUCAAACUGAAUUUGACUAUUUAUGGGACUCUUUACUUGAACAAUACCCAGCCUCAGCAUCAUAUCUUAAUAGAUCACUUGGCUCCCAAAAACAUAGAUGGGCUCUUUCUUAUAUUCCGCAUAUUUUUACAGGAGAGAUUCAAAGUACACAAAGAGUAGAAGGGCAAACCAUGAUAAUUAAAAGUGCUGUUAAUAGUUAUACAUUUAUCUUGGAUGUUUUUAAAAAAUUGAAGUACAAUUUAAUUGUGUAUCUAUUAUGA
Messenger RNA from Dentiscutata erythropus, 800 nucleotides. NCBI's taxonomy places the organism in Eukaryota, Fungi, Glomeromycota, Glomeromycetes, Diversisporales, Gigasporaceae. The record is from the annotation of a GenBank genome assembly.